AUGACGGCUCAGGUGGACUCUCAUCCUCCUAAAAGAUGCUUGGCUAAUGUUACAGAAUCUACAUACACUGUUGAACAGCUGGAACCUUUCACCUGUUAUAAGUUCAGGGUCUGGGCCGUGAUAGCAGAAGAACACAUGUGCUCUUUAGAAAGCCUUUGGUAUCAAACAGAACCGUUCGGGCUGCCAUCCAGUCCUUCCAUUGACAGUAUUGAGAGCCUGUCUGGAGAGAGUGUGGACGUCCACUGGUCUCCACCUGAGAAACCAGCAGGACCCAUCUUAGGCUUUAACCUCAACUUUACCACCAACAUACAUGUCAUCAGUGUAGCAACCGGAGGAAAUGUUUUCUUCACCACAUUCUUCCCAACACUCCACAACACUACAUACAGGAUCUCUAUAGCCGCUGUUAACAGGGAAGGUCAAGGUUCUGUAGCUGAAGCCGGUAUAACAACACCGGAACAAGUUGAGCAGGAUGGAGGCCGCUGGGUGUUUGCAUCCAGAUGGAACACACUGAGGAGAAGAGAAAAGAAUGCUGAUUUCUUCACUACAGCGGAAUGUCUGUCUGACACUCUUAUAGAAAGCAACAUCACAGGAGUGGCCAUGCACUACAGUUCAAACAAGGUCUAUUUUGCUGAAGGGACACAUAUUUGGGUUAAAGGAGCAGAAAAUCUCACCGACCACUCGGAUCUUAAGCUUCUUUACUCUGUUGAUGUGAAGGUCACAGCACUGACAGUCGACUGGCUUUAUCAGAGGAUUUACUAUGUCUCCAGCGGUAGUGUCUUUUAUUGUGGAAUAGAUGACUGUACUUUUCCAGUCCAUGUAAAUCUCACCCUACCCAGUGACCCUUUGGACAUUAUUGCAGAUCCAUAUAAUGGAUUUUUGUUCUUGCUGCUGCCCAACGGCAUAUUCCGCGCCCCUCUUCUUGGUCAACAAGACGAGAUGAGUCAUAUUGUGAACACAUCACCAAAAGCUCUGUAUGACUUGGUGGUCAGUUUCCCGAAUAAGAGGCUUAUUUUUCAUGACAGAAAAGAUCAGACUCUCAAAGCUGUAUCUCUGGAUGGGUUACAUGCGGUUACACUGUACACAAGCAUUAAGUUUGAAGCAACCAGCAUUGCUUAUGAGGAUGAUUUCUUUAUGUUCUCCGAUGGCCGUGCACUUUAUAAACAGGUUGGCCAGGGUCAGGUGGCCAUCUUUAAUGAAUUCCCUAUGGACUGUGAUGACUUUAGUAGUCAGUAUGAAGGAUUUGGAAAUAUUUGCUAUUUUAGUCCAUUGGCACAACCAUAUCCGGUGCCACAAAGACCGAGAAAUCUACAAAUCCUGUUUGGAUCAGAUAAGGCCAAUGUGUACUGGGAUAAACCGGAAAUAAUGAUCGGAGCAAGUUCAUCCGCCUGGCAAAAUUGGACUUAUUUUGUAAACUGCUCAUUGAAUGGGCUGCUGGUGACAAGCUUCAGUGGAGUAACUAGCACACAUGUAACAGUAUCAGAUCUGGAGAGCUCGCAUCGGUACUGUGUAUCUGUCAGAGCUUGUUCUCCUGGUGGAUGUUCGAGAUCAGUCUCUUUUGAAGGAUCAACUCUUCACGCUGUGGAUGAAGCACCAUAUAUAGUUGUUGCUGACGGUCGUGGCAUCUGGAAGCAGGAUUUGGAUAGCAAUGACUUUCUGGAGCCACUGGUGUCUAACAUCAAAGAUGUGAAAGACAUUGACUCGUAUAAUGGAACAAUCUACUGGACCAACAGUUCAGGUCACAUCAACUGGGUUGAACUGGGUGACCAGUCUCUAAGCGGCAAUGUCAUCACAAUUCCACUAUCCAUGAAAGCUGAAUCUGUGGCGUUUGACUGGCUGGGUCAGUAUCUGUACUGGAGUUGCAACUCAAACCAAGCAGAUGAUAAGAUUCUCAGUUUGGUCAUUGAUUCAUUGAAUGCUGCCAUCUACUGGACCACUAAAACAUCUGUGGAGGGUUGUAGACUGGAUGGAGAAGGAUACCAACUUCUGGAUAAAAUGAGUGUGUUCUCUGGGAGAGAGGUUGCUGGAAUUACUUUGAAUGUGAUGGAGAGUAGUCUAUAUUGGUUGGUGAAAGAUGGUACCAUGGUAAAUCUGUACAGAGCAAAUUUUAGAGGAGACAGGAUGCAAAAGUCUAAAGGGGUAGAAUAUGUCCAAUGGACCACGUCUCAAAUCUUCAAUCAUCAUGUGGGAUACUACAGCGGGCGACUUCUGUGGUUGGAUGAAAACAAACAGUUAAGGAUUCAGGAGAUGAACCAGACAACCAGUGUCCGCAUGUCUUCUACUAACACACUGACAGCUUUUUCUAUAGUACAGGAGAUGCUCAAACCUCUACCAGAUGGGUUCUUAUCUCCUCCUGUUGUCAUUCCACCUGCCGUUCCUAAAACCUCAGUUCGUGUUGAAGGGAAUCACGCAUUUUUCCAGAUUCUCUGGGAUGCCAGUAAUAUUGACUUUGGGAAUGUGUUUUAUUGUGUGGUCUCUAAGGAAACGUCGCAAAAUGCUGAACAACUUCAAAAUAACUAUCCAACCAGAUAUUGUCCGCCUGGAAAUUCAGUUUUUAAACCAGUCAUAAAUGUGACAAGAUUCAAGCCGGACACUGAAUUUAACAUCACCAUAACCCCCUUUUCAUACUGGGGUAAAGGAGUAUCGACAAGCAUGAUUCUGUUUACUCCAGGAAUGGACACUCCAAAACAUACAAACAUCACGUUGGUUAUCGUGAUCACAGCGAUUUGUGUUUGUGUUGCACUUAUUGGCAUCCUGGCUGCAGUCAUUUGGCAAAGACGUCAUAAGAAGAGAGAUCAUGGGACAUUUGUACAAACAGGUGUGCAUCUCCACACCGAUGAGGAGUUGGAGUAUAUCCGGGGUUUGGUUGGUCUUGGCAACGCAUGCUAUGCUGUCAGUGCCAUACCUGCCCAAAGAGAGAUAGAGUCCCUUCCUGUAUUUCCCCGGGACUGUCUGAAACUCCAAAGGCUGUUGGGCAGUGGAGCGUUUGGAGAGGUUUAUGAAGGGAUCACAACUGGCUGCCAAAUCACAGAAAUAGGGUCAGAGGAAAGAGUGGCUGUUAAGACACUGCACACCGGUGCCAGUGAAUAUGAGAAAGCUGAAUUCUUGAAAGAGGUUUCCCUGAUGAGCCAGUUCAAUCAUUCUAACAUCCUGCGUUUGCUUGGAGUUUGUCUGCUGAACGAACCACAUUAUCUCAUCCUGGAGCUGAUGGAGGGAGGUGACCUCCUUUCAUACCUGAGAGGAGCUCGUCCAACAAAUAACCGCAGAGAGUUAUUAAAUCUGACCAGUCUUCUGGACAUCGGUUUGGAUGCUGCUAAAGGGUGUGCUUAUUUAGAAAGGAUGCGUUUUGUUCAUAGAGAUAUUGCUGCAAGAAACUGUUUGGUUUCAGUAAAAAGCUACACGGACCCAAAUAGAAUCAUUAAAAUAGGAGACUUCGGAUUGGCCCGCGACGUGUAUAAGAAUGACUACUACAGGAAGAGAGGUGAAGGUCUGCUUCCCGUUCGCUGGAUGUCACCAGAAAGCUUAACCGAUGGAAUUUUCAAUAAAUUCUCAGAUGUCUGGGCGUUUGGUGUGCUCCUAUGGGAGAUUAUGACAUUAGGAAAGCAACCAUAUCCAACAUACACCAACCAUGAAGUCUUAAGUUAUAUCAGCCACGGUGGACAACUGCCUUCACCAACAGGGUGUGCUCAGAGAUUGUAUAAUCUGAUGAUGGACUGUUGGAAAAAAGAGCCAACUGAGAGGCCAAGCUUUCAGCAGCUACAGGAAACCCUGAAUAAAUUGCGGGAUUAUGAAGCUGAUAAAGAAACAAGCCAAAAUAUGACGCCGGGUCAUGUAAACCAAGCCUAUCAGGAGGAUGAUUUGUCAGAGGAGGUCUGCACAGGGGUGGAUGAAGAUGAAGAUAUGGAAACUGGACUUUCUCCAGUGCUCAGCAAUGACAGACUAAAUUACUUGAUGUAUAAAGCUGAGAGUCCAGACAGUGUCCAAACAGACACGACUACAGAGUCAGAGGAUCGAUAAAAUUAUGAAACUAGUUCAAAGUAACAUAUCAUGUAUACAUAUCAAAAUACGAAUAAAAACAUUAAAGCACUACAUAAGUCACUGGCAAAAACUUUGCUGGGCAACUUCGACUAUCGCAACUUUGCAGAAUAUGUGUAUGCCUAUAUAUUGUUUACAGUAGGCCUAUUAGUUGUUUUAAUAAAUAAAAUUUAUAAAUGUAAGUAAAUGAAUAAUAAAAGUAAUGCAUUUUAUGU
Messenger RNA from Triplophysa rosa, 4247 nucleotides. It is a transcript of the gene ros1, whose product is annotated as c-ros oncogene 1, receptor tyrosine kinase. The transcript is spliced from 26 exons. The coding region runs from base 1 to 4014 and encodes 1337 amino acids. Lineage: Eukaryota; Metazoa; Chordata; Actinopteri; Cypriniformes; Nemacheilidae. The record is from RefSeq and is a predicted model, not a curated record. Gene Ontology annotation, cellular component: signaling receptor complex; membrane. Gene Ontology annotation, biological process: multicellular organism development; cell surface receptor protein tyrosine kinase signaling pathway; regulation of TOR signaling. Gene Ontology annotation, molecular function: protein binding; transmembrane receptor protein tyrosine kinase activity; ATP binding.